UGUUUCUAACCCCGGCCAGGAGCCAAGGCUUUCCCAGAAACUCCCACACCCUAGGUUGUCUUUAAAAGGCAGGCAGAGCAGCCAGAGCUGCAGAGAGGCUGAGACAACCCCAGAAGACAACAACUCUCCCUGUGACACGGGUUCCUUCCCUCCCCACCCCCCGCAACAUGCAGGUCUCCGCAGCCCUUCUGUGUCUGCUGCUCACCGCAGCCGCCUUCAGCACCCAGGUGCUUGCUCAGCCAGCUUCUGUCGCCACCAUCUGCUGCUUUAAUGUGACCAGAAGGAAGAUCCCCUUUCAGCGACUACGGAGCUACCAAAGAGUCACCGCCAACAAAUGUCCCCAGAAUGCUGUGAUCUUCAGCACCAGACAGGCCAGGAAGAUCUGUGCUGAUGCCCAAGAGAAUUGGGUCAAGGAUGCCAUGAAGUACCUGGACCAAAAAUCCCAAAAUGUAAAGUCAUAAAUAUUCACCUUUUCUUUUUUUUUUUUUUGGUCUUUUUUCUUAGAGCAGCACCUGAGGCAUAUAUAUGGAAGUCCCAGGCUAGGGGUCAAAUUGGAGCCUACGCCACAGCCACAGCAACGCAGGAUCAAAGCCACAUCUUCGACCUACACCAUAGCUUAUAGCAAGGCCGGAUCCUUAACCCACUGAGUGAGGCCAGGGAUUGAACCUGCAUCCUCAUGGAUAUUAGUCAGAUUUGUUUCCACUGAGACACACCAGGGACUCCAUAUUCACCUUUUGAAGCCAAACCAGAGCCUCAAAAUGCUUGGUUCAUUUUCUUGGUCUUCCUAAAAUGUAUUCUGAGAUAAUCUCAACCACCUUCCAGAAGAAACAAUUUUUAUUUAAUUUUUUUUUCUUAUUGGCCAUCCUGUGGCAUAUAGAUUCCCAGGCCAGGAAUCGGAUACAAGCCACAUUUGCGACCUACACAAUAGCUGUGGCCAUGCUGGAUCCUUUAGCCCACAGAGCCGGGCUGGGAAUGCAUCCUGGUGUUGCAGAGAUGCCACCGAUCCCAUUGUGCCACAGUGGGAACUCCUAUUUAAUAACUUUAACAACUAUAUUUCAUUUAAGUUAUUGAUGUGUUUAAACUUACCUGCUAUGCGUUUUAGUUAUUUUUAAAAUGCAAAGUCAGGUCCCUUUGCCCUUUGUGAGCUGAGAUUCAAUCCCUUGCAAAGAAUGAAUCGUAUUUUUCCUCUCUCCUUCCCUCCCUGGAAUCUUGUAAGGGUGGUGGCGAGGUUAUAUCAUGUUUUGUAUUUUUAAGAAAAUGGUGUUUAUUUUGCAAACCAAAGAUGAAACUCACGAUAUGUUAAGUAAAAACACAUGUUAUUUUAAGAAUA
Messenger RNA from Phacochoerus africanus (Common warthog), 1330 nucleotides. RefSeq names its product eotaxin-like. The record is from RefSeq and is a predicted model, not a curated record. Lineage: Eukaryota; Metazoa; Chordata; Mammalia; Artiodactyla; Suidae. Gene Ontology annotation, molecular function: chemokine activity; CCR chemokine receptor binding. Gene Ontology annotation, biological process: chemokine-mediated signaling pathway; lymphocyte chemotaxis; inflammatory response. Gene Ontology annotation, cellular component: extracellular region. Bases 168 to 461 code for a protein of 97 amino acids. The transcript is spliced from 3 exons.